AUGACUUUCUCUACUGUUUACGAAGAAUCUUUCAUCGACCGGGUGUAUGACACCUGUGAGGAGCACCGCGUAACAAUCAUCGACACUCUCAUCUGCGAGAAUAUGAUUCUCAAACGGCAACCCCAAUACCUGGGCUCAGGGUCCUCUGGCCACAGUUUUGCAGUACAAGUUGGCCAUCAACGAUGGGUCUUAAAGCAGUACUACGACGACCCGGUCGUGCAAGACAUAAUGCUAAGAGAGAUCGUUCAGCUCUCCUCCGUGCAGAACUUCCCUUGCGUCCAGCGUCUGGUUGGCGUAGUUCCCGAGUACCUCACCAUUGUGACGCAGUACGCCGGCGAACCCCUCCACACCUGCAUCACCAAAAAACUCUACUCACCAAACGAGUUCAUCUCGAUCAUGCAGCAGGUGCUCAACGCCGUCAAAUAUCUGCACAGUAAACACAUCCUCCACCUGAAUCUCAAGCCUGCCAAAAUAUGUAUACUCCGAGACAAAGAAGGCGACCUACGGGCCACCCUGAUCGACUUCGGGUCUUCACACCCAGCUG
Homarus americanus (American lobster) is the source of this 544-nucleotide messenger RNA. RefSeq names its product calcium/calmodulin-dependent protein kinase type 1G-like. Lineage: Eukaryota; Metazoa; Arthropoda; Malacostraca; Decapoda; Nephropidae. The annotation marks the transcript as partial. Gene Ontology annotation, biological process: protein phosphorylation. Gene Ontology annotation, molecular function: protein kinase activity; ATP binding. The record is from RefSeq and is a predicted model, not a curated record. The transcript has a single exon.